AUCAGUAACAUGUUGACUAAUGUAGGGGGUUAAUCAACGUGCAUCCAAUAACAUACAAUAUAUAGAUUAACUGUAGUUGCCGUCGCCGUCCUUCACUGCUGUCUGGUAUAACAGUUCUUUUAAGAUUCUCCUUGAAUUCUUGCGCUUGUAUUCAUUUAUCGCAAUAGGCACAGAACUCAGAAGGGGAAAUCUUGUCACGCCUUACUAGCGCUGCUACGUUUUACUGUGAUUUGUGAUUUACGUUGGUAUGCUUAUUGCUUACAAUGAGCACCCUUACAAUAAGUUGCGCUGCGACAGUUCCUUAUUGUACUUGCUGUGAUUAACAUCCAAAUAAUAUCAUUGACUUUUAUUAACUUAGUAGUUGCAUACUACUGUGAAACAUUGAAUGUAAUGGAAAUCAAAUUCUUAAACCUUCUUGGUAAAUAGAAGAUUAUAAUAUUAAAAAUGGAUAGCAAAAUUCAUAUACAGAAACCAAAAAAUCCUAGAGAAGGAGCAAAUCCACUCAGUGUAUUAACUUUUAGUUAUAUUCUCCGUUUAUUUUGGGUAGGUUAUAAUAGAGAUUUAGAUAUACAAGAUCUUUAUGAGCCUCUAAAUGAACAUACAAGUAAUAAACUGGGUGAGAAAAUUGCUAAAUUAUGGGAGGAAGAAUGUCAAAGCGUCAAUGCAAAGCAGUUAUCAAAACAAAAAGGUGACAUAAGUAUUGAUGGGAAUGAUUCAAUUAAAGGUCAACCAAGUCUCCUCCGAGUUCUUUUAAGAUGUUUUGGUGCCAAAAUAAUGCUUUAUGGAUUAUUGUUAGCAGUUAUGGAAAUUUUGCUUAGAGUUUCACAGCCACUGCUAUUAGCGCGUUUAUUAAAAUACUUCAGCAUCCACAAUGACAAUAUGAUAAGUCGGGAAGAAGCCUACAUAUAUGCUGGUGGUGUCAUUCUCUGUUCAGCGCUUAAUAUUCUUGUUAUUCAUCCAUACAUGAUGGCCAUUUUACAUAUGGGAAUGAAAAUGCGUGUGGCCUGCUGUACUCUUAUAUACCGUAAAUCCUUGAAACUAUCACGUACGGCCCUCGGUGAAACAACCAUAGGCCAAGCAGUAAAUCUUUUGUCGAACGACGUAAAUCGCUUUGAUAUGGCAACGAUAUUUCUUCAUUAUUUAUGGAUAGGACCAGUGGAAACAAUAAUUAUUAUGUAUGUGAUGUUUAACGAAGUGCAGGAAUCAGCAAUUAUCGGUGUGGCUACGUUAUUGAUGUUCAUACCUCUGCAGGGAUUUUUGGGAAAAAAAUCAUCCUCGUUACGAUUAAAAACAGCAAUCAGAACUGAUGAAAGGGUGAGAUUAACCAAUGAGAUAAUUUCGGGAAUUCAAGCUAUUAAAAUGUACACAUGGGAGAAACCGUUCAGUGCCUUAGUUGCAAAGGCAAGGUUCAAUGAAAUCAAAGUCAUCAGAAGUAUGUCAUAUAUUAGGGGUGCUAUUAUGUCUUUCAUCAUAUUUUCUACGAGAUUAUCAUUGUUCGUUACUAUUUUGGCGUAUGUGUUAUUUGGAAAACACAUCAAUGCUGAGAUUGUUUUCAUGCUUACAGCUUAUUAUAAUAUUCUACGUACUAAUAUGACAGUCUUCUUUUCUCAAGGAAUUACCCAAGUCGCAGAGGUAAUGGUCUCCAUUCGACGCUUACAAAACUUUAUGAUGUAUGAGGAAGUGUCUACGCGUGUAAAUAGAAGUAUGGUAUAUCAACAACAGCAAAAGGAUAGUUCAACGACACAAAAAAAAGAUAAUUUUGUAAAAAAUGGAAAAUCCAUCAGCACAUGUAAUAAAAAGUAUGAUGAUGUGAAUAAUGUUGAGGAAAAUGAUGGUACAAUCAAAUUAGUAGAUGCUUCAGCCAAAUGGCAUGUGUUCGAAAAAGAUGAUACUCUACAUAAGAUUAAUUUAGAUAUAAAAUCUGGAGAAUUAAUAGCUAUCGUGGGUCAAGUUGGUGCUGGAAAGUCAAGCUUAUUAAAUGUUAUCUUGAACGAGCUGCCUCUCACUUCUGGAUCAGUUCAAGUCAAUAGUCAAAUUGCAUAUGCCAGCCAGGAGCCUUGGCUAUUUGUUGGUACAGUGAGACAAAAUAUAUUGUUUGGUAGAAAAAUGGAUCAGCAUAGGUACGAACAAGUCAUUAAGGUGUGUCAGUUGAAGAGAGACUUUAGAUUACUACCCAACGGUGAUAAAACUAUUGUUGGUGAACGUGGAAUUAGUUUAUCUGGUGGACAACGAGCAAGAAUUAAUUUGGCAAGAGCAGUCUACUCUGAUACAUCGAUAUAUAUUUUCGAUGAUCCGCUUAGUGCAGUGGACGCUCAUGUUGGAAAGCAUAUGUUCGAAGAAUGCAUCGUUAAAUAUUUAAAGAAAAGAACCAGAAUUUUGGUCACUCAUCAAUUGCAAUUUCUAAGAAUUGUUAAUAGAAUAAUCGUUUUAAAGGAUGGACAGAUUGAGGCUGAAGGUACGUUUGAUGACCUACUGAUUCAAGGCAUCGAUUUUGGACGUUUACUCGAAACUCAACCAUUGAAAACAUAUGAGGAAAGUGGAUCAGCACCUCCAAGUCGAGGAACAUCCCGUCAAGGUAGCAUUACCUCGUUGAGCUCCUUUAUGACAAAUGAAAAUAACUUGUCCUUCGAUGAUCCAGUGGAAGAAGAUGAAAUGCGUAGCUCUGGUCAUGUUGGAAGUUGGGUUUACAAAGGUUACUUAGGAGCUGGUGUUAAUUGUUGUGUUGGCAUUAUUAUAUUCAUUCUCUUUGUCCUGGCACAAUUUUUUGCUAGUGCUGGUGACUUUUUUAUCUCUGAGUGGGUUAAAAUGGAAGAAAAAUCUCCUAGAUAUCAUGGAGGAAAUAGUACUGAAAUAUUGGACUGGCAAGGCUCUAUAUCUCGAGAAAAUUGUAUAUAUAUCUAUAGUGCCAUAAUUAUGCUUACAAUAGUGAUUACUCUCAUUCGUUCGUCCGCCUUUUUCGACAUGUGCAUGCGUGCUUCACAGAAGCUUCACGAUAAUAUGUUCAGUUCAAUCAGUCGAGCAACAAUGCGUUUUUUUAAUACCAAUACCUCUGGUCGAAUUCUUAAUCGAUUUUCCAAGGACAUGGGUGCGGUGGAUGAAUUGUUACCGAUAGCACUUAUUGAUUGCUUGCAAAUUGGAUUAACUUUACUCGGUAUCAUUAUAGUCGUUGCUAUUUCCAAUCCUUGGUUACUGAUACCCACUUUUUUGAUUAGUUUUCUCUUUUAUUAUCUAAGAGUUAUUUAUAUAUCAACUGGACGGAGCAUUAAACGACUAGAAGGUAUAACUCGAUCACCAGUAUUCAGUCAUCUGAAUGCAAGUUUACAAGGAUUGGUAACAAUUCGGUCAUUUAAUGCAGAUGAAACAUUAGUCAAAGAAUUCGAUCAUCAUCAAGAUCUCCAUUCUUCAGCUUGGUUUAUUUUUAUAGCAACUUCUCGUGCUUUCGGAUUUUACUUGGAUGUUUUUUGCGUAAUCUAUAUAGCUCUAGUUACGAUGAGUUUUUUCUUCUUGGCUGAAGAUAAUCAACCUGAUGGAGGAUCCGUGGGCUUAGCAAUUACUCAGAGUAUAGGUCUUACUGGUAUGUUCCAGUGGGGAAUGCGACAAAGCGCCGAACUCGAGAAUCAAAUGACUUCUGUAGAACGAAUUUUAGAAUAUAGCAAACUUUCAAACGAACCGCCAUUAGAAAGCAAACCAGAAAAGGCACCACAAGCAGAAUGGCCAAUGGAUGGCAAAAUUGAAUUCAAGUCUGUCUUUUUACGAUACUCACCUGUUGAUCCUCCUGUAUUAAAUAAUCUGAACUUUAUCAUUCAUCCUAGAGAAAAAAUUGGCAUUGUGGGUCGUACUGGUGCUGGAAAAUCAUCCCUUAUACAAUCAUUAUUCAGAUUGGCUGAAAAUCAGGGUUCGAUUGAGAUUGAUGGAAUAAAUGUUGAUGAAAUAGGCUUACAUGAUCUACGAAAGAAAAUUAGCAUAAUUCCUCAAGAACCAUUCUUGUUCUCAGGUAGUUUAAGAAAAAAUCUUGAUCCAUUUGAGAGCUAUGAAGACACCAUACUUUGGCAAGCUCUUGAAGAAGUAGAACUAAAGGAGAUGGGCUUGAUGGCUCAUGUGAACGAAGGUGGAAGUAAUAUGAGUGUUGGGCAAAGGCAAUUGGUUUGCCUUGCUAGAGCAAUUGUAAAAAAUAAUCCUAUUUUAGUGUUAGAUGAAGCUACAGCAAAUGUUGACCCAAAAACAGAUGAACUGAUUCAAACAACUAUUAGAAAAAAGUUUGAAAACUGCACUGUACUUACAAUAGCCCAUAGACUUAAUACAGUUAUGGAUAGUGAUCGUAUUUUAGUUAUGGAAGCUGGAAUGGUUGUGGAAUUUGAUCAUCCUCAUAUUUUAUUGCAAAAGGAAUCUGGCUACUUGAAAAGUAUGGUAAAUGAAACUGGACCUGCUAUGGCGAUAUCUCUUAUGGGUAUUGCUGAAAAUGCUUACAAAAAAUCUUCUAAUAGAAAUUUAUAACAUAUAAUUUACAUUAUUUAGUUAUGCAUC
Messenger RNA from Ceratosolen solmsi marchali, 4524 nucleotides. RefSeq names its product probable multidrug resistance-associated protein lethal(2)03659. Gene Ontology annotation, biological process: transmembrane transport. Lineage: Eukaryota; Metazoa; Arthropoda; Insecta; Hymenoptera; Agaonidae. The transcript has 13 exons. Gene Ontology annotation, molecular function: ATP hydrolysis activity; ATP binding; ABC-type transporter activity. The coding region runs from base 445 to 4494 and encodes 1349 amino acids. Gene Ontology annotation, cellular component: membrane. The record is from RefSeq and is a predicted model, not a curated record.